Messenger RNA from Leguminivora glycinivorella, 986 nucleotides. RefSeq names its product pancreatic triacylglycerol lipase-like. The record is from RefSeq and is a predicted model, not a curated record. The transcript has 5 exons. Gene Ontology annotation, molecular function: lipase activity. Lineage: Eukaryota; Metazoa; Arthropoda; Insecta; Lepidoptera; Tortricidae. Bases 3 to 986 code for a protein of 327 amino acids.
AGAUGGAAACUUCGAUCAAAUUAUUAUUGAGUAUUUCAUUCGUGUUUCAGUUGACGUGUGUUUACAAUACAAAAAGUAUCGGAAAAGAUGAAAUGUUAAAUGUUGGGGUUAAGUUUUCUGGAGGACCCAAUCAUAGCUCCAAACCUUACCCUGGCUACGGGACGGAGUGGGUUUACUUCCCAGAUGGAGAUGGCAUACCGCAUUUUGUUAAUUUGACCUCUACUGAUCAGAAACAGUUGCGUAGAGGACAAUAUAUGGAAAUUGAAUAUAGAUUGUAUAUAAGGGAAUUAUCCAAUUAUAUAAAUCUCGAUGGAUCAGCACAGCCACCCAACGGUACAAAUAUGACCGGUCUGUUAUCUAACAAACCGGUAAAAUUGGUAACUCACGGUUGGUUAUCAUCUACCGAAGGCGAUAUGGUCAAGAACAUCAAGGAUGCAUACUUGAAAAACAAAGAUGUCGCAGUAAUAGCCGUAGACUGGAGUGAUACGGCGAAUGACCUAAUCUAUCCAAUUGUAGUACAGAGCACAGGGAAAGUGGGGGCACAUGUUGGCCAGUUUUUAGAUGCAUUCUGCGAACUCUACAAUGUCUCCGGUAAAAGAUUGCAUUUAAUCGGACAUAGCCUCGGAGCACACUUGAUGGGAGUCGCUGCGUCGACAACUAGUGUGGCGGUAGGAAGAGUCACUGGCCUCGACCCAGCCCGACCUCUCUUCGAUAAUCCAAAGAAACCGAACACUUUGACCCUGGAUUCAUCAGACGCAGUGUUUGUAGACGUAAUACACACCUGCGGCGGAGCCUUGGGCGUCAUGAAUAACAGUGGCCAUGCUGACUUCUAUCCAAACAGCGGUAAACCACCACAACCUGGCUGUGAGAUUUCAGAAACAUGUAGUCAUACAAGAGCUUACAUGUACUUUUCGGAGUCCAUUGAUAACCCUACUGGUUUUCCUGCUUGCCGAAGCAAAAAUUGGAUUAGAGAUAGAGGGCGCUGA